Hibiscus syriacus is the source of this 444-nucleotide messenger RNA. Its product is annotated as putative acyl-coenzyme A oxidase At3g06690. The transcript has 3 exons. NCBI's taxonomy places the organism in Eukaryota, Viridiplantae, Streptophyta, Magnoliopsida, Malvales, Malvaceae. Gene Ontology annotation, molecular function: acyl-CoA oxidase activity; FAD binding; fatty acid binding. The record is from RefSeq and is a predicted model, not a curated record. Gene Ontology annotation, biological process: fatty acid beta-oxidation using acyl-CoA oxidase; lipid homeostasis. Gene Ontology annotation, cellular component: peroxisome. Bases 1 to 417 code for a protein of 138 amino acids.
AUGUGGGACAAUAUAACUUCAUAUAAACAGAAUCAAAGAGAUAUAAACAUUCUCACCAUCACUUUUGAACACCAGUGUUAUCAGCUAGCAGAGGAUUUGAGCAAAGCUCUCUCGGAUCGAGCAAUGUUUCAAACGUUUGUCGAGGCAGAAGCAACUCUACCUUCUGGUUCAUUGAAGGAUGUCCUAGGUACACCGAGAUCAUUAUAUGCCUUAAUUUGUCUCGAAGAUGUUUCGCAUGUUCGAUACGGGUACCUAUCAGUCGAAAAUGGUGCCGGUGUAAGAAGAGAAAUAACCAAAAUCUGCAGCGAACUUCGACCGCUUGCGCUUGCUUUGAUCACUUCAUUCGGAAUCCCCGACGCUUUUCUAAGCCCUAUAGCUUUUAACUGGAUCGAAGCAAACUCCUGGUCUUCGGUUUAAGCUCCGAUAAACGUAUGCAUUUCAUCA